Messenger RNA from Closterium sp. NIES-67, 1981 nucleotides. Lineage: Eukaryota; Viridiplantae; Streptophyta; Zygnematophyceae; Desmidiales; Closteriaceae. The record is from the annotation of a GenBank genome assembly.
CAUUGCAUGUUACCUGUAUUCCCCCACCCCAAACACUCACGCUUUUCCGUCGCUCGUUUUAUUCCCCGUCGCCUGAAAACAGAAACCCGCAGCUUCCCCAGCAACACGUCGCCUAGUAACGUCGCAUCCUGCCUUAUGUCGUGCGUCCGUGGUCUCUGCACCCCCUUGAGCUCUUUGCGGCUCUCUGCUGUAAAGUCUUACAACUCGCCUCGCCUGCCAGCGAGAAUUGCUGCUCAUCCCUUCCGCCAGACUCACGGUCACGCGACCUACUAGCCAUUAAGCCUUAAUAAUUCCGGCUAUUGCGGAGCUCCUUCUCGGCGAAACCACCAGCUUUUGACCAUUUUACGGGUCGCCGUGUGAGCUUUGCGACUCCCAAGUCGCUUCGGAGCAAUUAUUCCCCUUUGAGAAGAGGACAAGAGGACAGGAGUAGGAGCGUCAAACCGGCCAGGGUUCGAGUUUCAAGUUAAAGCUUGUCGUUCUCGGCACGUACCAUUCACGCCAAGGCUGAAUUACUCUGCAUAUCAAGUUUUCAACUCCGUUGAUAACGGUAAUGAUUUCUGGCUCGCCUAGCAAAACCACUCCUCACGAAGCACGGGCAGCGGCAACGGCGGCACCACCAGAAGCAGUAAGCGCGGGAGGGGCGGCAGCGGCGGUGGCGGCCGCGGCUUCCGCCGUCACUUCCUUGAGCGCCAGCGUUUCCGACACUUCCGCCGCAUCUACCGCCGCUAUUUCCUCCCCGUAUGGUACGUUAGAGGAGCCUCAUAGUAGCCGAACCGCUUCCCCGUGCGCGGCGUGCAAGUUUCUCCGGCGUAGAUGCACGGCGGAGUGCGUCUUCGCGCCGUAUUUCCCGCCGGACCAGCCGAGCCGGUUCGCGAAUGUUCACCGAGUGUUCGGCGCCAGCAACGUGACGCGGAUUCUGGCGGAACUUCCGCCGGAGCAGCGCGCCGAUGCGGCGAAUAGCAUGGCGUACGAGGCGGAGGCGCGGAUGCACGACCCGGUUUACGGCUGCGUGAGCGCGAUCUCGUUACUCCAGCAUCACGUGGUUCACCUGCAAACGGAGCUGCUUGUAGCGCAGCAGGAGCUCGCGGGGCUGCAACGCGCGCUGGAAGCCUCCGCACAGGCGCAGGCGGAAGCAACGCAAGCUGCGCAGGCGGAAGUAGCACAGGCGCAUGCAACACAGGCGCAGGCGCUUCACCUCUCCGCCGCCGCUAUCGCUGCUGCUGCCCCUGCGCCAGCGCAGACACGUGGAUCAGCCCCCUCCGCCACUUCGCCUCCCGCCAUUCCCCCCUCCUCCUAUCCUAACUCCGCUUUCCCCAGUGCCCACGCUACCGUCCCUGCUGCUCCCCCCGCUGCUGCUAACUUUUCUGUAGCGUGCGCGCCUCAAACAGCAGCAGCAGCAGCAGCAGCUGCUGCUCCGGAUGCCCAGCGUUCCGCCGUGGCUUCUGUUCCGCCAGCGUUGCUCCCAUCCGUUCUCCCGGCGUUGGUGCCAGAAACGGCGGCAGGCGCAGUGGGGGGAGGUUCUGCUGUGGCGCUAAUGCAGGCUUCGUUUGAGGCACAACAACCAGUUGGUGCUGCAGUUGUAACCCCGUUACAAGCUGCCCCUGUGGCUGUAUUGCAACCCGCUCCUGUUUCUGUGCUAUAACCACUUGUCUCUGCUACAGUGUGCUACUGACCACCCCUGCCCCUGUGCUACUGCCAGCUGUUGCGCUGCCAUAGGCAUCUGCAGCACCGCCAGCUGCUUUGAUAUGGCAAGAGGAGUCGUUUUAACGUGAUGUGCAAGAAAAGAUAUUCCCCUCUGUAAGGUAGGCUGGGCAGAAUUCAGUUGCUUGCUUUCAAGCAUGGAACAUCUAGGCCAGCAGGAAGCUGUAGCGCAUGCACCUAGGUAAAGAUUCAUAUAGAUAUGUGUGAUAGAAUGGGUAGCUGUUCCUUAGUCCAUUGCAAUUGAUACGAACAAUUACAGCAAUAUAUGUACGGUAACUUC